AUAUGGCUACUUUUGAAACAAUGAAAUUUUUUGAAAAUACUAAAACUAUUCAUUAAAUAGCAUUGGAAUAUUUUAAGAAUGAAUCUAUUUAAUUCUUAGGUAAUAAAUAUUGUAUAAAAAAUCAUAGGCAAUUUAAUGAAAACAUGGGAAUAAUCAUUUGAGAAUUAAAAUGGAAUGUGCAAAGAUAAUUUAGAAUUUUGUUAGACCAUUGAAAAAUUAUCAGAUGAGACUAAAAAAAUUGAAGUUUCUCUUAAUUCAACCCCACAAUUUAAAAAAUACUCUCUAAAAAAGACAGAAGUCUAAUUCUUAAAGGAUUCGAAUUGA
This is a messenger RNA of Paramecium pentaurelia, 324 nucleotides long. The record is from the annotation of a GenBank genome assembly. Lineage: Eukaryota; Ciliophora; Oligohymenophorea; Peniculida; Parameciidae.